Molecule: messenger RNA, 1737 nt
Organism: Selaginella moellendorffii
Lineage: Eukaryota; Viridiplantae; Streptophyta; Lycopodiopsida; Selaginellales; Selaginellaceae
Product: pentatricopeptide repeat-containing protein At4g02750-like
Exons: 1
Coding region: 1-1737 (578 amino acids)
Molecular function (GO): protein binding
Source: RefSeq, a predicted model, not a curated record
AUGAUCUUCGUUCCUGAGCAGGAUGUGCCGGCGCUCAACAGGAUGAUCGAGGCAUCCGGGAAAUCGGGCAAUGUGAAGCAGGCAGAGGCGAUCUUCCGUGGAAUAUCGAUCGACACGCGCGACAAUUUCUCCUGGAUCAUGAUGCUCUGCGCGUAUUCCCAAAACGGGCAUCCGGACGAAGCAAGGCUCCUCUUCGACGCGAUGCCCACUCGCGAUUGCGUCGCCUGGAACGCGGUGCUCGCCUCCUACGCACACAACGAUCAGCUGGACAGGGCAGUGGAGGUUUUCCACGCGAUGCCGCGACGGGAUCUAAUCUCCUGGAAUUCGAUGCUCGCGGCAGUCGCCCGGCUGGGAUCGCUCUCCCAGGCCAGGGAUAUCUUCGACGAGAUGCCCGCGAGAGAUCUGGCAUCCUGGAACUCGAUGCUCGGAUCAUACGCGGAAAACAAGCUCUUGGAAGACGCCCAGGCCCUCUUCCAGCAAAUUCCGUCGCGCAAUAUCAUCUCCUGGAACAUUAUGAUCCUGGCAUAUUCCCGGAAUGGGCAUCCCGAUAGAGCCCAGGAGCUGUUCGAUCGAAUUCCACAGAGGAAUCUCAUCACCUUUAGCGCCAUUUUCUUUUUCCACACACAUACCCGAGCAUCCAUCCUUGAUGCUGAGAAUCUUUUUUUAUUCUACUUUCCAGAAUGGGAUAUUAUAUCCUGGAACUCGAUGAUAGCGGCAUAUGCCCGGGAAGGGCAUAUUGGCGAGGCUUUAAGAACCUUUGACAAAAUGCCGCAUAGAACUAUAGUCUCCUGGAACACACUCCUGGAAUGCUACGUUUUAGAUGGAAAUUCUAGCGAGGCAGAGCUUGUGUUUUCGAAAAUGCCGCAACACAAUCGAGUCUCUGUAACUUGGAUGAUCCUUCUCUAUGCCCAACACCGGCAAUUUGAUCGAGCUAGAAAACUCCUAAACGAGAUUCCAAUCCGGGAGCCUGUUUCAUGGAGCUCUCUCAUGAACAGCUACGCGGAGAAUGAAAAACUUGAGGAGACAAAGCAAAUGUUUGAUGAGAUCCCGCAGCACAACACAGUCGUGAGCAACUGUCUUCUCUCGGCAUUUGCCCAAGGCGGGCAUUUGGAAGACGCAAAAGAGGUGUUUGAUCGAAUUCCAGAGCUCCAAAAAGAUGUAAUCUCUUGGACGACUUUGAUGGUGGCGUACUCCCGAAAGGGUCACUUACACUACACUUACUUUCUCUUUUCAAGGAUUCCAUGGAAGGAUUCCCUGGCCUGGAGUUCCAUGGUGGCGGCAUAUGCCCGAAACGGGCAUAUCCACAAUGCAAGAAGAUUCUUUGAUACGAUACCAUGGCAGCAUUGCUGCUUGUUAGCAUGGAAUUCUCUCAUGGCAGCGUAUGCCCAUAAUGGGCAUAUCACGGAUGCGUUCUUUACGUUUCAUAGCUGGUGCUUGAGUGGAGUUCCCGACGAUGAGUUCUUCGUUUGUGUGCUGAUCGCUUGCAAGUAUGCUGGAAAGUUGGAGUGUGGAAGAUCUUACUUCGUUUCAAUGCAAAUGGAUUACCUUUCUCGUCCAACCAAGCAGCACUUUGCUUGCAUGGUUGAUUUGCUUUGCAGGGCCGGUUACUUGGAAGACGCUCGAGAUCUCAUCAAGAGCAUGCCUUAUGUUCCGGACAUCUUGGAAGAGACGAGCGUUUUGAGUGUCACUAAUCUUCACAGUUCUUAUCUUUUACAACCAGUGGUCAAGCGAUGUUAG